ACUGUAAACAAAUGAGGGCACAGAACGAGUAAUUGAUAAGUAAACACAAGCAACGCAAUUACGCAAUGUCGGUUACGCUUCACACAAAUCUUGGUGAUAUCAAGUGCGAAAUCUCCUGUGAUGAAGUCCCUAAAGCCUCUGAGAACUUUUUGGCACUAUGUGCAAGCGGCUACUAUGAUGGGACAAUAUUUCACAGAAAUAUUAAGGGUUUCAUGAUUCAAGGUGGAGAUCCUACAGGUACGGGUAAAGGUGGGACUAGUAUAUGGGGCAAAAAAUUUAAUGAUGAAAUAAGAGAGUCGCUUAAGCAUAAUGCUAGAGGUGUACUUUCAAUGGCAAACAGUGGGCCAAAUACAAAUGGCAGUCAGUUCUUCAUAACAUACGGGAAGCAGCCACAUCUCAAUGGAUUGUACACCAUCUUCGGCAAAGUCAUUCAUGGUUUUGAAGUCCUCGACAUUAUGGAGAAAACUCCAACUGGACCAGGGGAUAGGCCUCUUGCAGAAAUCAGGCUCAAUCGCGUGACUAUACAUGCUAACCCAUUGGCUGCCUAGUGCUAAAAUGAAGAACUCUAGUUUUCAACUUCAGAUCUUUACACUUUAUGUUGGCGGUUUUGCGGAAAGUAGGGGAAUUUUGUAAUACAGUAAGAUCUUUACAUGUCAGCGAUUUUUCUCAGCCCCCUGAUGAUUCGAUAAAUUGUCAUGGUAUUAUCAUAUUGGCAUGAAUACCAAGAGGUCUUUCUUUGUUCCAGUCCGGCAACUCCCAAAAUUUAUUUGCUGAACUCUAGUAGAUCUCAUCUGUUCAUAUAUUGUUAACUUCACCAAGAGGUCUAAAUUUAUGUGAUGAUGAACUUUGUGUC
This is a messenger RNA of Daucus carota subsp. sativus, 853 nucleotides long. RefSeq names its product peptidyl-prolyl cis-trans isomerase CYP18-1. The coding region runs from base 66 to 548 and encodes 160 amino acids. Gene Ontology annotation, molecular function: peptidyl-prolyl cis-trans isomerase activity. The transcript is spliced from 5 exons. The record is from RefSeq and is a predicted model, not a curated record. NCBI's taxonomy places the organism in Eukaryota, Viridiplantae, Streptophyta, Magnoliopsida, Apiales, Apiaceae. Gene Ontology annotation, cellular component: catalytic step 2 spliceosome. Gene Ontology annotation, biological process: protein folding; protein peptidyl-prolyl isomerization.